AUGUUGGGGCAGCAGCAACUUGAGGAUGCCAGGCGAUACUGGGAAAUGGAACGGGACACCGAAUGGUUCCGACAACAUCCUGUGCUUUCCGCUGGUGUCGACUUGAGCAAGUGCAUCCCACUGCGCCUCUAUGGUGACGGCGCCGAAGCAUUCCGAAACCCAGCAUGCAUGCAAAGCAGCUCUACGUAUCCCUCAGUGGAUGCAUGGGGCAACCCGCUGGAGUCUGGAUUGGCAGGCACGAGAAUCGCGGGAGAGUAUACUUUUGUGCUGGAUGGCGUGCAAGCCGACCAAGAUUAUCUCAAGAUUCUCUUCGAUUUACAGCGUGUAUUUUCGCGGCAGCAAUGCUGUCACUGUUGCAAAGCAAUACAGUGGGUGCGAGCCGACAUGCCGCCGACGGGAGACAACGACCCGGAACUCCUGUACACCCGCUGGGGGAGGACUGCUGCACAUCGCCACACGCUUGUGAAUGUCAACGAGUUCAUCGGCUUGAACGGGGCUACACCGCUCACGAGCAUCGUUGGGUUUGAUCCUUGGAGACUGUACCCUGACGUCAUGCACAUUCUCCACUUAGCCGUGAUACCGGAUGUGGUCGUUUCGGUUUUCUUGGAAUACACGGAUGAUGAAUCGAUUUUCUCUGGAAGAAAACGUGAUGAUAGGUUGGAAGAGCUGUGGCAGCUCUACAGGUCAUGGUGCGAAGAUGGAAACAUCGUGGAGCGAGCGCAGAGGAAGCUCUUCAGUACGGCUAUCCUCAAGAACAAUCAGUAUGUCGAGAUAAGUCAAAAAGUGAUGAAUGCCACAGCUUGCAGAUACAUGAUAUUCUUCCUCGCUGUUUUGGGCGAGAUGGCACUUCAGAAGCUGGGGCAGCAAGCUAGCAACUUCCACUACUGGAUUGCAGGGGUUUGCUGGGCGUUUGCGUCCAUGGAGCGAAUCAUGUUGCAUGGCGACCGGUUCUUGAAUCGAUUUGAUUGUGAACGCUUCUACAAUGACUACCUCGUCAUGCGAGGAGGCUACAAUCAUCUAGCGCAGCGCGCCUUGAGCCUGCAACUGCCAAGAUGGCAUUGCAGGCCCAAAUUGCAUCAGUGGGAGCACGCUGUACUGGAUUAUCUUCCUCGCAACCCACGAUAUACCUCCAACUUUUUAGGAGAAGAUUUCGUGCGACGUGCCAAGGCUCUAGCUCUCAGAAGCCAUGCUAAUUGGAUGUCGCGGCAUGUUCUGCUGCGCUAUGUGUUGCAGUUCUGUUUGGCACGGCGGGAAUGA
Symbiodinium sp. CCMP2592 is the source of this 1257-nucleotide messenger RNA. Lineage: Eukaryota; Dinophyceae; Suessiales; Symbiodiniaceae. The record is from the annotation of a GenBank genome assembly.